AUGCCACAGAAAGAUCCUUGUCAGAAGCAAGCAUGCGCAAUUCAGAAGUGUUUACAAGGUGAGGUUUUUCCACAACAUUAUCUAUUUAAAUGAUUUCUAACGUGAAUAACUUUUGAUAUAUCUGAUUGGGUUUCAUGUAUUACAAGCCCGCUGUCUUUGUCUUCCAGCAAACAAGUACAUAGAGAGCAGGUGCGAGGAUGUGAUAAGAGCUAUGCGUAUGUGCUGUGAGCACGCAGGUGAGAACUCCAUCUGCUGCUCAGGGUUCGCUAGGGAACAGAAGUCUUCAGAGCCUAAACGCCCAGGUGCAUCCUGA
This is a messenger RNA of Coregonus sp. 'balchen', 313 nucleotides long. Lineage: Eukaryota; Metazoa; Chordata; Actinopteri; Salmoniformes; Salmonidae. The record is from the annotation of a GenBank genome assembly.